AUGGCGCGGCAAAACACAUUCACCGUCCUCCCGCCGGUGCCGCGCUUCAAUGCCGGCGUGGACACCCCGCCGCGCCCCAUGACGUCCAAGCAAGUGCGCAAGGCGUACAAGGCCGCCACCAAGACCCCGACCAUGACGCGUGCCGAGCGUGCCAAGUGGGAGCGUGCAGAGCAGGAGCGCAUCAGAAAGGAGAUGGACAAGGAGAGGGCCGCGGCAAAGGCACGCGCGGCCAGGGAGAAGAAGAAGGAGAAGGAGACGCAGCAGCGCGAGGAGAAGCGUCGCAACGGCAUGCCGCUGGUGAAUGUGCGUCCGAGCCAGGAUACGAUUGCGAGGUUUGUGAGAGGGAACGGCUCGGCCAAGAAGAGGGAUGCGGAGGGGUUGGAGGUGACUACGCCGCAGACGGCCGAGCUCGAGAAACAAGUCGAUGCCGAUACGACGAUGCCGGAGCCUGAAACGCAUGGUUUAGGCUCAAUCACGGAAGCUGACGAAGAUGUCGAUGACGAAACGCUGGCAAGCGUAAAAACCGAUGAACAGCCACGAGCGAAUCCGGACGACAAUGCAUACGAACACAAUACAGACGCAAAAGAGAAACAAAUCAUAGGACAUAACGAGACGGAUGAUAAAAAGAGCGAAGCCCCUGCCGAGGUAUCUUUAUACGACUACGAUGUCGAUCUCAGCUUCGAGGAGCCCAUCGACGAAGCCACCUUUGACGCAGCUUUAGAUUUGAUUCCCGUUUUCGAGGCGGGUGAGCUCCCUCAGAUACAGCUGGCGGGCGAGGAAAAACAGUCAAAAGAGCAGGCCAUAAAGGAAGCCGGCAUCUUGGCGCUAUCCCAGGAUCUCCUCGAUGAAGACAUCAACACAGACAUGCUGGAAGAACUGGACGAGCUUCUCAGCGGGGGUAAGACACCCGCUAAGCCAGUGGCAGUGAGACCUUUGCCAUCACCCGGGCAAGCAACAGGCAAUGCGCGCGCGGAUGUGGCAUCGCACAAGGCGUGGCCCAAUAUUUCAUCAACAUCUCCCAGAGAGAGAACGCGGACGUCUCCGUCGCAGCGCGGGCUCCCGGCCUUGCCAUCGCCACGGCAGACACGACAGGAACCGCCAAUGGCCACACAGGCCAUCCUGACAAACGUGGAUGACUUCUUCCCAACUUCCUCCGAGCAAAUGCGCGAGCUCGAGGAAGAACAAGAGGCCAGCCAGCAAGAAGCGGCGCCACGACCCGCAGCACCCAGGAUGCAGCAAAGGUCGUCACCAAGCAACCACACGUUCCUUGGCGGUGUUGCAAACUGUCAAUCAGUCACGAAGCCAGAAAACGGAAUAGAGGAUCCUGCUUCCGAAUUCGGCUCGUUUCCCUCGACCUCUCACUUUUCACUGUCAGGAUGCUACGCCGCGUCGCACUCAAAACAGACAGCGUCAUCACGAAGACAGCAGCAAGCGCCGCUCUCGACUCCGAAGCCGCCGGUUUCCGAGCCGGCAGCGCCUCCGGCCCAGGCUCCACAACCCACCCGGUUCUUCACGUCAUCGGGCUCCAGGGAGCAGCUCUCCCUCGCGAUGCAGCAUAGCCGUCGCUCCGCUGCCCUGGAACAGAUCCAGGAGAAGGAGCGUCGGCGACAGGAGGCGGGUCGCCUGAUGCGGCAAGCGACGCAUGACGACUGCGCGCAGCAGCAGCAGCAGCAGCCCGCGUCUCCGAUCGGGCGACGAAAUGCUAAGCAUUGCAACGAUAUAGCAAGCCGUAAAGCAACGACGGUGCAGGCGGCAGAUAAGGAGAAUGUACAGCCCGAGAUGCGAUGCUCCCAGGAGACCGAGUACGGCGGGGACUGGGUUGAGGAUGCGGCGUGGGAUCUGCCGCUGUGCUGA
Molecule: messenger RNA, 1854 nt
Organism: Cordyceps fumosorosea ARSEF 2679
Lineage: Eukaryota; Fungi; Ascomycota; Sordariomycetes; Hypocreales; Cordycipitaceae
Exons: 1
Coding region: 1-1854 (617 amino acids)
Source: RefSeq, a predicted model, not a curated record